AUGCCCUGCCAUCGCAUCGCACGUGUGUCGAGACUUAUCGAUGUGGAUUUCUAUGCAAUGCGUGAUAUCACACUCUUGACUGAUCUCUAUGAAUACGUGAAACGACCAACACGACGCGUAGAAGUUUCUGAAAUGUUGGAUAGUCAGUGUGCUGAUUUGCCGUGUAUCGUUCGCACGCCGAGGCCUGGCAAAAAAGAAGCUCGUCUUUAUCGGGCAUUAGCAAGGCAGUUUGAUCCGAUGCGAGGCACGUGUAUUGCAUAUCUGAUAGAUUACGAUCAGUCGGUGGAAUGCGAUAUCCAUCCGAAGUACGCGAUAUGCCAAUGGCAUCAUUUUUCUUCAAGGUGGUCAGAAGUACGAUUGGAAAGCGGACUGCAUCAAGACGACCAAUACAGUGUUUGCAUUCUAUCGAAGCAACAGAACGGAUCGUUCUCGGGUACAGUAUGGACGAGCACAAGUCUGCACAGCAGCAAUCCGAGUACGAAUAUGAUCUCAUCGUCGCGAAAACAAAUCGAAGCAGAUGAACAACGAAUGGGAAUGCAGAAAAGGUUGAAAAUUGAAGGCGAUCAAGCGACCUUACGUCGUAUGGAGGCUGAACUCAAAGAGCGAGCUGAAUUGUUGCGUAAAGAACGCGAACAGUUCGAGAUUUCGAAGAGGAAUCGCUCACAAGAGUUAUCGCUGGUGACGAUGCAACUUCAAGUGGCGAAUAUCUCGAAGAAAGUCGAUACAAUCGCGACAAGUGGAUUACCGGUCGGUGCUUUGGGAGGGUUAAAUGGUUGUGGAAUGUUGGGCAUAGCAGCAGCCAAUGCGAUAAUGCAACAACAAUGGCAACAAACAACCAGUCACACGGUUAAUGCUAUCACCGCCGCGUCUACGACCACUAAUCAAGCUACUGUCAAUAUGCAACAGAUGUUACGUUUAACGGGUCAGUUUGGGAUGUUUGGUAACAACGCUAUACCUCAACAGGCUCAGACACAACCUCAACAAGAUCAACUGCAGAACAACAUAAACUCAGAACCGUUCAUGAAUUCAUCGUCGUAUCCAAUGGUACAGAUGCCCGAGAGUACAUGUCCUUCGUCGACAGCGUCAACAGCUGCUGCGUAUUGCCAAAGUAGUAUCGCAUCGGAUCUUCUGAAUGGAAAUGCGACGAAAACGGACAUGUCAUAUGGACCACUGAGUGUAUGGUCGAAUGUAAAAAAUGCUCAACGACGAGGACUAUCUGGUAGCGGUGGCGGCGGUAGUAAUAUACGACCGCCAACGGAAUUCGUAAACACUUCAUUGAGGAAUGAUCGUUCUGAAGCAAGAUCACCGUUCAGUUCAAAUCAACCCGGUGGGCGCUACCAGCAACAACGGCAAGCGAUCACCAAUACCACUGGCUUAUCCUCAUACAACAAUCGCACCGAAUGCAGUCACAAUGGAUUCGGUGAAUACGCUAAUUGUAAGAGCGAUUCACCCAACAAUAACCAAUCGGAUCGGAAGGCUCGUUGGACGAAGAAAGAGCGCGAUGGAAGGGCUGGUGUGAAUCGCUUUGCUGCCAAAGGAACACCAACGAAAGAAUACUAUAGUCGGAGAUAUGAAGGUAAUCGUUAUCAGCGUAGAGGAUCCGCGUCAGUAUUUUGCGAGAGUUGUCAUCAUGAGGGUCACUUCACGAAAAAUUGUCCAUUGAACGUGGAACGUAGUCGAAGACGUCGCGAUGCUGGAGAUUUUAUACACUCUUCCUCACCACUAGUGGACGAUCGAAUUAUCGAAAAGCAAACAUUCUAUGUGACUCGUCCACGUGACAAGGAUGGCAAUUUGUUGUAUACAUCAGACGAAUCAUCUGAAGAUGAAACAACCGAACUGGAUGAACAACAUUCGUCGGAUAGUGAUGAGCAUUCAGAACAUUCACGAGCACAUUCGGCUGAAAAGGACGAUCAACGAUCAGAGGAGGUCACAUCAAAAACGCAGUUGUCGUCACCGGGUAUGAUCGACGAUGAGGAAGUGUCACCAGCGAUCAUCUUCAGUGCUGGACAUAUCAUACAGAUACUCAACUAUCAGCCGUAUUUUGACUAUGUGCAAGUGAAGAAGAAUGAAGUGCACGUGGUGAAACGAAGCGAUGAGGACCAUUCAAAUCUAAAUUGGCCAUUGUUCUUCGUUCAGCUUCAACAAGAAAGCUUAUUAGAUUUUCUUGAGCAGCAUCUCGAUUCACUGCAACCUAACGUCGAAUUACCUCAACAACAAACGGUUGUUGGCGCAUUGUGCGUAUCGUACUGUAAAGCGUUUGAUGCAAAUUUCCGAGCCGUUAUCAUGAAUGUCGAUGGGGAUAAUGUAACAGUGCUGUACGUCGAUUAUGGAAAUUACGAGACAGUCAAACGUGAUCAACUGAAAUCGAUCGAUGAUCAGCCGGAACAGACUCGUAAUCAUCCUGGAAUGGCAAUUCCUUGUAUCUUGUCCAGUUUGGACGAUGGUUAUUCGAACGCGGGCGGUGAUCUGGAGCAAGAAGAUGUAGAGAGCAUGCAGAAUGAUGUGUCGUGCGAUCGCGAUCAUUUCUGCCUCAAAUUCUUGAGCCAACGUCCUGAUGGUGUUCAGGUGGUUGAGGUUGUGCAUCAAGUGCCUCCUGCAUAUCAUUAG
Molecule: messenger RNA, 2607 nt
Organism: Anisakis simplex (herring worm)
Lineage: Eukaryota; Metazoa; Nematoda; Chromadorea; Rhabditida; Anisakidae
Source: the annotation of a GenBank genome assembly